Phascolarctos cinereus (koala) is the source of this 4795-nucleotide messenger RNA. The record is from RefSeq and is a predicted model, not a curated record. NCBI's taxonomy places the organism in Eukaryota, Metazoa, Chordata, Mammalia, Diprotodontia, Phascolarctidae.
UGGGGCGGGGGGGGACAGCCGCAGUUACGUCCUCAUGCCGAGCUGACUGUUGGUUUUCUUUGUCUCGGGCUUCGUUUCUCCGCCUCUCGCGCAGGCCCCCCCGGCGGCGCCGCUUCUGUACAUGCGAACUGAGUGGUUAGCAAAAAUCACCCCCGAGCCACGAGUUCAUGGGCCCCGGACUGGCAGCGUCUCUCCUGCAGCGACGUCUUCCGAGGCUCCGGGCGGGGAAAGAGGCGGGCUUUGUGGGGGAGGCGGUGUUUUAGGGGGUCAGGGCCUGGACGCCGGACCCUAGAGGGGAUGGCCUGGGGAAAGAAGCCGCGAGCAGUGGACAGCGGCAAGUUUUCGUAACUCACAUUGAUGUAGCACUUCGGAGGUCUAAAACUGCACUUUUCCCCGGCGUUCUCUCUGGGAUUGAGUAGGGGAAAUUGAGGCUCACGUGGUUACGAGGGUGCAAAGUGUGAGGACAGGGAUUUGGAUCCAGGGCACCUGACUUCUAAUUGUGAGUUGUAUUCACGGGACUGCGGCCCCCAAAAUGUGGGCGCUGUGAAAGGAAGCCAUGGGAAAAAAAGAGCAUGGAAAGUCAAAUUAGGGACAGGUGGUGAAGGAUUGUGACUACCAGGAUAAGGAGUAGGAAUUUUAUCUAGUAGGAAUAAUUAGAAAAUGAUUACAAUCUUUCAGGCAGGAGGUAACAAGAACUUGCACUGAGGUGUUAGUGUUGACACCAAAGAGAAAGGCACUUGUGUGAAAGAUAAUUCUGGGGAGGUAGAAACAACAGAACUUGAUGCCUGAGAAGAGACAGACAGAGAUGACUCCCAGGUUUUUACCCCAUAAGUCUGGAGGUGUGGUGGUUCAGUCAACAAAAAGUAAGGUAAUCAGAAGGAAAUGCAGGUGUUUGAGGGUAAAAGAGGAGUUACUUGGAUUUGGAGUUGUUCAAUUGACAUUUGGAAAUGGGUCAAACAUCCAGAUUAAGAGUUAGUUACAUAGAUAUUGGAUAGUUGAAGUCAGGUGACUUGUGUGCUUGUUAAGUAAAAGUGUAGAGAGAAAAAGGUCUGAGAAAUUAAUUUAAUUCUCAUAACUCCUCGAAUGAAGUAUGGCGUAUUUCAUCUAUAAUUUACAAGUGAUGGAAGUAAGACACAGAAGACUUAUCCAAUUUUGCCAAAUAUAAGAUAGAUAAUUACUGAACAGACAUUAAAAUUAAUGUCCUGCUAUACUAAUUCAGAAUGCUUUUUCCAUAUGGCCUGUUAGUUGCUUUUGGUGAAAUGCCUUAAGAUUUAUCUCAACACCACUUUUUUAAAAUCAUAUUUUAUUGUUAUCUUUUGUUUUUACAUCACCUCUGUUACAAAAUAUAUUCCUUCUCUUUCCCAUAACCAAACCAACCAUUCCUUUUGUAACCAAGCAAAACCAAUGCCAACUGUGUCAGAGCUGCCUGUACUUUGUGGCAUGCUAGUUUAUGGGUUAAAUACUUGUAUAAUGGCAUCAGCUGCUCAGAGGGGUGAGUGGAUCAGCAUCAUUCCUUUUCCCUUAGCUCAGGGGUCUCCCUUCUUACUCUCUCUUUUUCUACCCAGUCUCCACUUUUAUCUGUGGCUAAUCAGUACUAUUCCUUAAGCAUUUUUUGAGCCCUAAAAAAAAUGCUAGUUGGCAUGGAAAUUGUCAGUUGUCUUGGAUCAUACUAUAUUCAUAUUUAUUUGUAAAAGAUUACUUAACUGCCAAGGUGGACUAAGCAACAAAGCUUUUAGCCCCAGUGAAAUGGCUUUGUUUGAGGGAUCUUUUAUCCCAAAGGAAAAGAAAUGGAACUGUGUGAUAUGGUUCCAGACAACAUCUAAAUGAAAUGUUAUUUACUUAAAAAAAAUGUUAUUGAUGCCUUUUUUCUGUCAUAAUUAUUUCAACCCACCCUCCAUAUCGAACCCUUUCUUGUGUCAGAAAAAAUCGAAAAAAUCCAAUUAUAGUAACCACAUCAACAAUUUAUGACAUUCUAUUCUAGUAGACCUCCACCCCUCUGCUUUGAUGGAGAAAGUGUUUCCUUAUCUGUUCUCCAUGACCUUCAUUGAUAUUUUUAGUCAAUCAGUUUGAGUUCCUUUAAGUGAUUUGUUUACACUGUUAUUGUGUAUUAUUCUUUCUCUUACCAUGUGUUUUGUUAUGCAUUCCCAUGUUUCUUCAAAUUCAUCAUUUUUUAUUGCACAGUAAUAUUCCAUUACAGUUCUUAUUCCAUAGUUUUUUCCCAGCCCAAUCAAUGGGCACCUGCUUUAUUUCCAGGUUGGUAUAUAUUGGAUUUUAUUUCUGUCUUUGAUUUUCUUGGAGUAAAUGCCCAGGAGGGGGAUUGCCUUGGGAUGGCAUAGUUAACUGCCAUUGUAUGAAAUAUAUAACUAGUCUGUGUCUUAUAAAUAUCCCUCUGAUCAGUAUUUUUUUGGUGUCUAGAAUCUCAAAAAAUCUGGUUCUAAUCCAAGCAAACAUUCUGUGUGAUGUUCCAGGAUUAAUAUGCAUUGAGAAAACUGUGCUGUGUUAUGGCCUAUUUAGUAUAGGGUUGUCCUUGGAAAACUCUUAAUUCAUUAGCAAUGGAGAUCGAAGUUCAAAUGGUGCUUUAUGAAGAUGAUUCAGUAGAAGUACACUAUAUUGAUGGCUCCAAAUUACAGCUUUCUCCAUGUGGUUCUGAAUUCCUGUUUGAAAAGGCACCUCCUAUUUCAGCACAUCCUUUGCAACAACCAGAAAGAAUUCGUCAAAGGACCCAGUUUGUUAUUAGUAAUUACAGAAAGCAAUUACUACAGGCCCUAGAUUUUAGAAAUUGCUUUUCUAGUCGCCCUUUUUUACCUGAAAGCAUCAUACCUUCUGAAAGAAAGCAGUCUGUUUUCAUUGAUAUCUCAGAAGUCAGGUGGCCUAGUCGUGGUACAAAUGAUGCAGUGAUUUGUAUGGAUGAUGGCACUGUGAAGAUUUCAUCUUUAGAUGGUCAUGCUUAUCUUUGCCUACCAAAACAACAACAUGAAUUUACUAUACAUUUUUUAUGCAAAAUCAGCCAGAGGUCUCACUCACUAAUGGCACUAUCAGAAAAAAAGAAUAAUAGUCUAAAGAAAGUGGAUAAACAGUGUGAAAAAGCAAGCAAAAACUGUAUAUUUAGAAAAACUUCUGACAGACAAAGCUUGACGAAUAAGGAAAAUGAUUUGCACUGCCAAAUCGUCAAAUCCAAGGAAUUAUUAGGAGCAAAUAAUUUUAUAAAUGAAUCCAAAGGGGAAAAGAUGGCAUCUUUGUCUUACAAGAAAUACACCUUUGUGUACACGUGGGUAAAGCAGCACUGGUCUAUGGACUCCUGUCCAGAAGAAUGGAAGUAUCCUGUGUCUUUGGCACUUGACUUUCUUCAGAAAUUUAAUAAACUAUCGAAAGCUGACCAGAAUGUUAAACAGAUCACAGUUUUAGCAUCUGAUAUUUCAAAGGAAGGUGAAGAGGUUUCUGUUCUUCCCAGAGUUCUUCCCCUCAACUGUCAUAAUCCACAUCUGCACAGGUGGAAUUUCUCUAAUUCAUCUUUACAAGAACAAGAAUAUACCUAUCCUGAGCUAGUAAAAGUAGUAUGGUACAAAGGUACAGUAUUUAGACUUUCUCAUGAAACUGUAAACUCGAUAGAAAUUUUUCCUGGUGAUGGAUCCAUUUUCAAAUCAGAAGGAACGUUUUUGGGGAACUAUUUUACAUUCUCUUCAGUGCACAAAGAAUCAGAACAAAGAGAAGAGAAAAUGUAUUCAAUCAGAAACCUUCCUCCUGAUAGACCAGGAAGUCCAUACUCUGUGUGUUCCCUCAUUACACAGGCUACCAGAAUUCUUCAACAUUGUGUCAAAAUUAGACUUUCUUUAAGCCAUAACUAUAAUAUAUGCUGCUGGAAAAUGGUUUCUGGAUCAAAUAAAGGGAAUAUGCCAGUGCUUUUGAGGGAAACACUCAUUCCCAUGAUAGGAAGUUUUUUUGUAUACUCUGAUGAUAAAGUAUUUGCUGUUUUUUUGGAUGGUAUUUCCCUAACCCUAAUUUGGAACUUCAGUUCUUUCUUCAGAAAGAGACAGGUAAAUCAAGGUGUUGCCUUAGGUUGGUGUAAAUUAACUCUUCCAGAUGGACAAGGUCAGUUAAUUCAAAUUGAACAUCCUGGACAAUUUGAAAGAUAUGUGGCAACAGUAAUAGCUUGGUGCAGGAGUCUGACUCAGACUAAUCCACAGGAAAUCUUCACAUAUCCUCCAUCAUCACCCAUUACUGAAGAAAACUGGUCUGUUACUUCUGAACUUGAAAAAAUACAGAAAUUUAACUUUUUAUUGGAGAAUGACAGUGUCCUAAAUCAGAUUUCUGCUAAGAAAAAUGAGCAGUCUUCCGAUAUUUCUAAAUCAAGAUCUUCAGAAGCCUGUAGCUUUUUUGAAGAAGUGAAUAAAAAGAGUGUAUCAGUAGCAUUGAAGAAAACUUCAGAAAUCCUUCAGGAUAUUGAAUCUCUUCUAACCUAUUCCAAAAAGUAAAAAAUAAGUAAUUUUUUUAAAAAUAAAGGUUUUUUAACUACAUCAAAUUUCUUAAAGUUGUAUUCUCUUGGUACAAAUGACUGUCCUCAAGAGAAUUGUCUGUACACGGGAUUAUUAAAAUUGAAUGGAAAAUUUGCUCCUGUUCAUUGCUCAAAUAUGGUGUGAAAAUUUUCUAGUUUAAUGUCACUUUAUUUCACACUGCUUAUAAAUAUUUCUGUAUGAACAUGCUACUUUAAUGUAAGUUAAAUUUGAAAAUGCUUUUUUAAAGUAAUCAUGACCAUCAUAUUGUUUCAAGGAAUAAAGAACUAUUUGAGAAAUCUGAA